This is a messenger RNA of Loxodonta africana (African savanna elephant), 20543 nucleotides long. It is a transcript of the gene STX8, whose product is annotated as syntaxin 8. The record is from RefSeq and is a predicted model, not a curated record. The coding region runs from base 51 to 740 and encodes 229 amino acids. Gene Ontology annotation, molecular function: SNAP receptor activity; SNARE binding. Lineage: Eukaryota; Metazoa; Chordata; Mammalia; Proboscidea; Elephantidae. Gene Ontology annotation, cellular component: membrane; SNARE complex; endomembrane system. The transcript is spliced from 8 exons. Gene Ontology annotation, biological process: vesicle fusion; intracellular protein transport.
GUCAGCGGCCGCAAACAGGAAGUGCCCCAGCCUCCGGCGGAGACCGCGCCAUGGCGCCCGACCCUUGGUUCUCCGCAUAUGAUUCCACUUGUCAAAUUGCGCAACAGAUUGCAGAGAAAAUUCAACAAAGAAAUCAGUAUGAAAGAAAUGGUGAGAAUACAACCAAGCUUACCGUGACAAUCAGAGCUUUGUUGCAGAAUCUGAAGGAAAAGAUCGCCCUUUUGAAGGACUUAUUGCUAAGAGCUGUGUCAACACAUCAGAUAACCCAGCUUGAAGGGGAUCGAAGACAGAACCUAUUGGAUGAUCUUGUAACUCGAGAGAGACUACUUCUGGCAUCCUUUAAGAAUGAGGGUGCAGAACCAGAUCUAAUCAGGUCCAGCCUGAUGACUGGAGGGGCUAAGCGAGGAGCUUCCAACCCGUGGCUCCUUGAGGAGCCGGAGGAGACCAGAGGCUUGGGCUUUGACGAAAUCCGGCAACAACAGCAGAGAAUUAUCCAAGAACAGGAUGCAGGCCUUGAUGCCCUUUCUUCCAUCAUAAGCCGCCAAAAACAAAUGGGGCAGGAAAUUGGAAGUGAAUUGGAUGAACAAAAUGAGAUAAUUGACGACCUUGCCAACCUGGUGGAGAAUACUGAUGAGAAGCUUCGCACUGAAACCAGGCGUGUGACUAUGGUGGACAGAAGGUCAACAUCUUGUGCCAAAAGAUGGAAACAACCCAAACGUCCAUCAGCUGAUGGUAGAUAAACAAAAUGCCAUGUACACAUACGAUGGAACAUGACUCAGCCACGAAGAGAAGUGAAGUUCUGAUGCAUGCUACAACACGGAUGAAUCUUAAAACUAUUAUGUUGCGUGAAAUAAGCCAGACAUAAAAGGACAAAUAUCUUGUGAUCCCACUUCCAUGAAGUAUCUAGAAUAGGUAAAUGCGUAGAGACAGAAAGAAGAUGAGUGGUUACUGGGGGCUGGGGGGAGGUGGAGAAGUUAAUGUUUAAGGGGCACUGAGCUUCGGUUUGGGGUGAUUAAAAAGUUUUGGAAACCAAUAGUAGUGAUGGUUACAAAACAUUGUUACUGUAAUUAAUACCACUGAAUUGUACACUUGAAAAUGAUUAAAAUGGCAAACUUUAUGUGAUGUAUUUUAUCACAAUAAAAAAAAUAAAAUAACUGAUAAUGUAGAAGUCUAUUUAUUGGCACAGAAAAAUGUGCGUGAUUGUAACUUCGAUCACAUUUAUGAAGACUGUAAACCCCAACUUAUGGCUUUGGUACGUUAAUGCAGAAAACAUCCACCUAGCUAUCAGUAUUAACAAAAGUAAAUAAGAUGCUGCUGUUACUGAAACAAACCUUUUUCAAUUGAUUUAAAACUAUAUCCCCCUUUAGGCAUAUCUGGAUUAUUUUAGAAAAAUGACCUUUUUUCCGUCAUGGAGAUAACAGAUACUAAAUGUUGUUGUUUGCUACUGUUGAAUCAGCCUGCAGCCCGUGGUGUCUCGGUGCACAACAGGGUCAGGCCGUUGUGAUCCAUAGGGUCUUCACUGGCUGAUAUUCAGAAGUAGAUCACCAGGCUUUUCUUUCUAGUCUGUCUUAGUCUGGAAGCUCCGGUGAAACCUAUUCAACAUCAGAGCAACACACAAGCCCCCAGUGACAGACAGGUGGUGGCCAAACAUGAGGUCCGUUGGCCGGGAAUCCACCCCAGGUCUCCCGCAGGAAGGUGGGAAUUCCACCACUGAGCCACCCCUGCCCCCAGACGUGAAGGAGUGAAGUGAUACAGUGUAAAAGGCAUCGGAGACCUGCUCGUGCGAUACAGGAGAACACUCAGAUGGCUGUUUGGAAUUGCUUCCUUCUCACUUCAGGAGGUGAAUUGUAUAACACGUGGACCUCCCCCUUUCUGUUGGCACCCUAAAAUACCAACUCCCAUGUCCCGUGGUUGCUCAUGAAGUUUGUAUAACGCACAUGCUAAGUGUUUGUAGUCAGAACGUCCUUUAUAUGGGACCCUAUCACGGUUGUCUGUGUUGGGUUUUUACUGGGGAAAGCCUGUUUUUCUGCCAACAGCAUUUAUUUGGGGAGUGGGAAUAGCAACAGGAAGUUCAUUGUUGAUGCUUCAGCUUCAUCCAGGCAAAAUGAAGCCUCUGAGAGAAGCACAAAAUGGGAAAGCCUUUAUUUAAUAGAAAGUGACUGAUACGGGCUGACAGCCUCAGAGCUCUCUCCGUGACCACCUUGGAGACCACCACGCUUAUCAUCUGUUACGAGGCAGUGAUUUUUGCUAUCAUCACAGGGUCAGAGAUGAUCACAAAGUUGAAUUGUUUUUUGAUGAUUGUUUUUGCUUGGUGUGGUUUGGAAAGAUAAGGUGUGAUUUCUAGGAGCAGUUUCUGUUCAUAUUGAGUAAUAAUUACACUGUUUGGGACUUGAGUGAUGAUAUUACUUAUGUUCGUGUUUGUGCGUGUUCUCUGGUAAUAGUUGUUCACCAGUUAAUUCAUCUUCUUUCACCCGGCCCUGUGGGGACAGCAGAUACUGGCUGGGCUGAGCAGCAUCCCCCGUAGUCCCGAGACAGUGAGUUGUGCGUGCUCACAGUGCGCGUUACCUACUAUUCGUGCGCCUACUUAAGGGGCAAAGGGCACCCCAACACCUGCCCGUGUGUGAAGUGAGCGUCAUUAUUGCCAUCUCUCAUUCUUAUCGCUUCUGUUAAUAUUGGUAAAGCACACUUAACUGAUCACUGAUAUAUACAUACAUCCAAAAUACCGGCAAUUUAUUUUUGAAGCCUAGAUAGAAAAUUAAAAUUUUAUGCCUGGCGUAUUUAAUUUGCAGUGACUUCACCAUUCUUAUUUAACAGUUCUCUGACUUUAUACUCUUUGAAUGAUUUCACUAACAUCAACUUUUUUAAAUCAUGUUCUUUAUAUCCUUGAUAAAUAAAGAAUGCCAUUUAUUCCAUUUUGCUACUCUGACUUCCAUUUUGUUUAUAGAUAAUCAUGUUUGAAAGAAUUAGGGGGUAUGCUUUUCAUCUUGGUAGGCGACAGGCAUAUUCUCUGUGACACUGAAUUUCUUGUUUUAUACUUUCUGUUCCUUAAAAAGGCUAAACUUCCAGUUCUCCCAAAAAACAAAACGAACAAAAAGAUGAUUAUCUUAUCUGUAUCCAUUUUACAUUCCUACCAACAAUGGACGAAGGUUCCAAUUUGCCUGUUUUUUCAAUGCUGCUUCUCUCUCUUUUAUAAAUGUGUUUUGGAACUACCACCUGGGUUUUUUCCUUGUGUAAGUAUUUCUUAAGCUGUGUCUCAUAUCCUUGGUGCCACGUGAUGGCUCCAGUCUAUUUAAUGGUCAUAAUGUUUUUGUUGUUGCUUAAUGGUUAUAAUGUUUUUGUUGUUGUUAGGUGGCAUCAAAUCAGUUCCAAUUCAUAACGGCCCUGUGUACAACAGAACAAAACACUGCCUGGUCCUGCGCCAUCUUCACAAUUCAUUGCUAUGUUUGAGCCCAUUGUUGUAGCCACUGUGUCAGUCGAUCUCUUUGAGGGUCUUCUUCUUUUUCACUGACCCUGUACUUUACCAAGCAUAAUGUCCUUCUCCAGGGACUGGUACCUCCUGAUAACAUGUCCAAGGUAUGUGAGAUGAAGUCUUACCAUCCCCACUUCUAAGGAGCAUUCUGGCUGUACUUCUUCCAAGAUAAAUUUGUUUUUUCAUUCUGGCAGUCCAUGGUAUAUUCCGUAUUCUUCACCAACACCAUAAUUCAAAGGCGUCAGUUCUUCUUUGGUCUUUCUUUUUCAUUGUCUGGCUUUCGCGUGCAUGUGAGGUGAUUGAAAAUACUGUGACUUGGAUCAGACUCACCUUACUCCUCAAAGUGACAUCUUUGCUUUUAACACUUUAAAGAGAUCUUUUGCAGCAGAUUUGCCCAAUGCAGUACAUGGUCUAAUUUUUUGACUGCUACUUCCAUUGGCAUUGAUUGUAGAUCCAAGUAAAGUAAGAUCGUUCACAACCUCAAUCUUUUGUCAUGAUGUUGUUUAUUGGCCCAGUGGUGAGGAUUUUUGUUUUCUUUAUGGUGAGGUGUAAUCUGUACUGAAGACUGUAGUCUUUGGUCUUCAUCAGUAAGUGCUUCAAGUCAUCUUUGCUUUCACCAAGCAAGGUUUAUCAUCUGCAUAUCACAGGUUGUAGUUAAGUUUAAAUAUUCCUCCAUCCCCUCAAAAAAAUACUUUUACACCAGUAGCAGAUGGUAGGUGGAUUUUUCAGGGGGGAAAAAAAAAAGCCAGCAGACUUUAAGCACUAAAUAAACAUAUUUCCAACCACUUUGCAAAGUAGAGAUUAUGAUCGUGAAAUAAUUUUAUAUUUGAAGGAAAAGGAAAAGAAGAAUCAACUAGAAAGGCUUCUCUUUCUCCUGUGGUUGCUUCCUCUAGCCUUUGAUAAGCUGAGCAUAACUUGUUUUUAGCAAAUCGGAAUAUUUACCUAUUUAAAGGCAUAUAUGGGUUCUUCAAAAAAAGGGGAAAUAAAAUUACUAUAGCUUAUACCAAUUCGUUGUUAUAUUGUUAUGUUGCCAUCAAGUUGGCUCCGACUCAUGGUGGUGAUCCCACAUAGAACAAAAUGUUGCCCAGUCCCGUGCCAUCUUCAUGAUCGUUGGUAUGUUUGAGUCCAUUGUUGCAGCCAUGGUGUCAUUCCAGCUCACUGAGGGUUUUCCUGGUUUUUGUUGGCCCUCUACUUUACCAACCAUGAUGUCCUUUUCUAGAGAAUGUCCUUUCCUGAUGAUGUGUCCAAAGUCAGUGGGCAAAAUCUCACCAUCCUCUCUUCUAAACAACAUCUGGUUGUAUUUCUUUUAAGACUGAUUUGUUCAUUUUUCUGACAGUGCACAGUAUACUCAGUAUUCUUUGCCAGCACUAUAGUUUGAAUGCACCAAUGCUUCUCCUGUCUUCCUUUUUCAUUAUCCAACUUCCACAUGAAUAUGAGGUGACUGAAAAGUGGUAAUUCUCAAAAUGAACCUAGUAGUUUUACUAUAUAAGGUGAAAUACAAACUCUUUUUUAUCUACAGUGCUCAUUUCAGAUAAACCCAAUCAGGUGUCUUUGGCAUUGCUGAAUACUUGGAGAACUGUUGGGUUUGUAGGUGACAAAAGGUUAUAAGGAACCCUUUGGAGAAAUUCUUUUUGGGAAUUCGAGGUUCUCUAUUUAACCUUUCCUCCCAGAGAUGAUGUGUUUUUUUGAGAAUAGUAACUUCGCAGACAGUAAUCUCUUUUCCUCCAUGUUAAUGAUCAAAGUCCAAGCGAAGCUCCUUAGCUUCAGUGAGAACAUGCUAGAAAUAAUCCCAACCAGGUCCCUCUGAGCGGACAACCCUGGAGCAUGAACAACUGAUGGGCUCUGGAUUAUCACACAUACACCAGUCAAGGAGAGCCUUCAUCCAUCCAUCUUUCAAUUACAUCUCCUGCCCUGCUCCCGGGCUCUCUCCUGCCUUCCUGCCUUCCACCCACCCUCUCUCCUCUUUCCACUCUUCUCGCUCUCUUUUUCUCUUCUCCGUAACUUUUUAAAAAACGCCUCAUAUUUUUAAAGAAAAGUCAUCUUUUUUUUUUCUCUCUUCUGUUUUCUCUCAGCCCCUCAGUCUUCCUCUCUUCACAGCUCUUCUCUGUUCGUUAUCUCUGUCAAGAAUAUUCCUUUCAAAGGCCCUCCACCUCAUCCCACCCUCUCAGCCGGCAUCCAUGAAACCAUGCCAUCCUGUUUCAUUUUUUCUGUCCCAGCCAGCAACUCCCUCUCCGUGAUGUGUCAGAGAGCAUGCAGCCAUCUGGCAGGGUGUUACAGGAUACAUUAGAAGAUAGGAAUGGUCCUAGAAAUGUAGGUUUUAAAAUGUUGUUAUGUAAUAUUUUUACGAUAUACUCUACAACUUACUUUUAAACAAACCCCUUACGUACCUGUUUUCCUGCCAUUUUCAUUACCUGUUUUAAAAGUGUGUCACAGAUAGCGAGUCAACACCUGGCUGAUGUAGCACGGCUGCCUUUUUUGCAAGGUUGAAGAUUGACGCACCCUUCUUGCAGCUCAGUUUCAUCUCUUCAUGAAAGGGUGUUUCUUUUUUGUUUUUGUUUUUGUCAUCUUGCAAUAUGCAAACCAUUUUCCUUAUUUUUUUUUGCAUCAGUCACAACUUAUGAAGGGGGUCUGUUACUCACCUGGCUGCUUAUUCUGGAAAUGAGUGGAUAUCCACUUUAGUUCACAUCAGGAUAACUUUGCCAUCUUCUAAAGGUGUAGGAAUGUAGAGGGCUUCCUUCACCUGCUUCCUGCAGUUGGGCCAAAUCAGAUCACAGUCCCCUAGACUGCCAAGUCUGCCCAAGACGUCAGACACCAGCCAUAAGCCCAGGGAAUCCCAGGCCACCCUCACUUCUGACCAGCCGGCUACAAAUUUGGGGAGUUCUCGCUCAGGUUUGAUAAUUUGCUGGAAUGACUCACAGAACUCACUGAAAGUGCUACACUUAUGAUUACAGUUGUGUUGUAGCCAAAGGAUGUAAAUCAGAACCAGCCAAAGGGAGAGGCUCAUAGGGUGAGGUCUGGGAGGGCUCUCUCCCUGGGGCAUCAGGACGUGUCACCCUCCUGGCACGUUGACAUGGGACAGUACAGAAGAAUACUAGCAAUCAGGGAAGCUCACCGAAGCCUCAGUGUCCAGAGUUUAUAUUGAGGAUUCAUUGCAUGGACAUUAUUGAUUACAUCAUUGGCCAUGUGAUCAAGCACAGUCUCCAGGCCCCCUUCCAUUCCUGUGGUCGGGCUGAUGUCUUGUGGCUCCAAACCUCUGAUCACGUGGUUAGUGCUUCUGGCGUGGACAGCCCCAUCCUGAGUCAUGUCAUUAGCAGAAACUAUCCAGGAGCCCACCGGGAGUCACGUUGUUAGCACAAACCAUCAGGUGUAGUCUCGGAGACCCACCAGGAAUUAUAAAGACAUUCCAGUCACUUGGGAAAUUUCAAGACUUUAGAGGCCACCUCCCAGGAACCAGAGACAAAGGCCAACCAGAUUCUGUAUUCCACAAUAACUUUAUCUGUAAACAGAAACCCUGGUGGCACAGUGGUUAAGUGCUACGGCUGCUAACCAAGAGGUUGGCAGUUUGAAUCCACCAGGCACUCCUUGGAAACUCUAUGAGGCAGUUCUACUCUGUCCUAUAGGGUCGCUAUGAGUCGGAAUCAACUCAACGGCAACGGGUUUUUUUUUUUUAAUCUGUAGGACAAUUUAAGUCAGACUAUACUUUUGAAGUCAUAACCGUAGAUGAGGCUUUGUGCCUUUAGCUCUUUCUGCUAAUGAAACUUCUACAGGCUUUUUUUAAAAUCCCUGAAGGAGGCUAUGUGAGUCAGGCGCCAGUCAGGAAAAAGAGAAACCAUAGUAGAUACUUCACCCAGAGGAGAUUUAAUACAGAGAACUUGUUACAAUAGUGUCAGAAGGACUGAGAGAAUGCAAAGGGGCAGUUAGUAACUGUGUAAAGCAGCUACCACCCGUAGAUCCAGGAGAACAAAGAUGUGGAAGAAGUCUUACCAGAGCCCAAGAGCACACUCACUGCUGUACUCCUGGGACUGCUGCUCAGCCAUUGCUGGAACCUCCUCGGAGGGGCUCCUGGGUUAAUUCUGGGGCCAUGAAGAGAUGCCCCCAGACCAGAGGAGGGGCUGCCUUACUCGUUCUGGGGCUGCUAAAGAGAGGCUGUCACAGCUGAAGCGGGGAACACUGAGGCAAUGUAGACAUUUCCAGAGACACUGCUAGAAGCAGAUGGGGAAAGAGAGGAAGAACAGCUUCACCCCUCUUCUUGCUUUCUGAACUCCUGCCAGUACCUUAUAUUGGUAGAACAUAACAGGAAGCCAGCUGGCAAGAGAGCCAGGGAAGAGUAGUCUAUGACUCGAAGCUCCAGUAUGACAACGGCGAAGUUGAGAAGGGCAGGCGUGGGGCUGAGAGGCAACAUAGGCCAACAGUGGUGACAGCGUUCUUUGGAUAGGGAACGUUGAGAUGUUCUGUACCUAUUUCACUGAAAAUUGUCUGAGAUGUUUCCCCAGCCUUUGAUGUUUCUUUCAGAGUUUUCAGGUUCUUCAUGGACCUGUUGCACUGGAAGAGGCUUAUAUGUAUUCUAAAGGACUGUUGGGUUAGAAGUGUUCUUCAAGUCAUGCCAGGCCAGGUGAAUUUCAAAAUACUCCAAAAUCAUUGUAGUUAGUAGAAUAUUGGAAGAUAAAGUUGAGGAGAUCUUCCAGAAAGUAGAGCCAGAAGACUAAGGAAGGAUAUAAAAAUUAGGGGAUCUGUCCAAGAUCCAAAAAACAGGAAUGCCACCAUGAGAAAACAGGACGGAGGAAAUCAUCAAAGAAAAUAAUAUAGGGAUCUCCCUAGAACUGAAGGAGGACGUAAGUGACCAUUUUGAAAGAGCCUACUAGGUACCCAGAUUAAGAAAUGAAAAAAGGUCAGCGUGAAUUUCGUAACAUAAUGACAUUUCAGAACACCCAGAUGAAGAGAAGCUUCUACAAGCUUCAAAGGGCUGGAAAAACAAAACAAAAUGAAAACAGAUCAUGUUCAUAGGAUCUGAAAUCAGAAUGGCCUCCAAUAGUAUAAUAGAAACACUGGAUGGUAGUGGACUAUCGCAGGAAGCUACUGGCAGACAUUUCUCCCUAAAUGGGGAAGUAACCUCAGCAAGAAGGUCUGGGAUGCCAGAAAUGAAGGAAUUCCCGGAAGGAUAGCAGUGGGAAGACCCAGGAUGUCAACUGUGCAGUAGACCAGUAGACCGUUGUCGGAUGGCACUGAAGAUCAAGGGGAAAACAAUGAUGUGUUUUGCUGUAUGAGGAUGUGAGAAGGCUUAGCUGGAGGGAAUCUAAGCAAAUGAAAAAGUGAGGCCAUUGUUAACUCCAGGGAAACAAAAAGGAAUACAAAGAAAGGAAACAUGAUUAUAGUAUGUUAUUUGAGUUAACGGUGAGUUUAUAUAUAGCCAUAAUUAGAUGUUAAUUUGACCAAAUUAUAUGAUACAACUAUAAGGAAGAUGGGAGAGGGAAGAGGUGCAGUGUAAGAGAGCUAAAUUCUCAUAUAAUCUAAGAAAAGUGACUAUGUACUAUCUAAAACUGAUGAAAUUCAGAGACUAUAGUAUGGGUGUAUUAUUUGUAGAGGUACAUAACACAAGAAACAGCUAAAAGAAGUGAAAAAUGAAUGUCUACUAUAAUAAUGGGGGUAGUCAGAAGGAGUAGGCAGAGAUUGGUGAGUCUUUUUAUUGCAAUCCUUUGUAGAAUUAUUUGACUUUUUUUUAUUUGUGCAUGAAUCAUUUUGAUAAAAUACUUUUUUAUAUUGAGGUUCUUUAGGUAUGUAGGUUCUGUUGUGUCUUGGGGGAUAAACUUACAAAUAGUAAACAAAGAUCUGUUAAUUAAAAAAUACAGAGUUCAUUCAGAAAAAAUAAAGUCAAAUAACUUCUAAACAAAGUACUUCGUACACCCUUUGUUGGGUGUAUUCUGAGGACAAUGAACUGUAGAAAUCUCGAACUUUACUAAGUAGAUUUGUUGUUGGGAGUGGUAUUAGUAGAGAAAUUCUGGAAAGACUUUGUGUGUUUACAGGAGAGACUGACUAAGGGUAUUGAUGCUGUUGGGAACCAGGAUGGUACAAAUUGGAAAAGUUAAGAAAGAACUUUGUGGUGUGUAUUAGUCCUCUAGGACUGCCAUAAUAAAAUACCACAAACUGGGUGACUUAUAGGGACAGAAAUUUAUUGUCUCACAGUUCUGGUUGUUAGGAGUCCACUCACCUGUUGGCCCGACCACGCUUGGUCUGAGUCUGUAGGGAAAGAUCCUUUCUUGUCUUUCCCAGCUUCUUUUAGCCCAGGCGUUCGUUGGUUUGUAGAUGCGUCAUCACAUGGCCGUCCUUCCUGUGCCUGUCUGCAUCUCUUCUCCUUUAUAGAACACCACUCAGAUUGGAUCAGGACCCAUCAUAUGCUAGUAUGACUUCGUGUUAACAUAGCUGAUAACAUCUUCAAAGACCCUAUUUCCAAACAAGCUCAUACUUACAGGUACCAGGGUUAGGACUUCAACAUAUCUGUUUGAGGGACCCAGUUCAAUCCAUAGCAUAGUGUUAGAUUUGAAUUGGAAAUGUUAUUAUGAACUUGUAAUUUAAAAAUAAUAAUUUUCCUAUCUUUAACCACUGAAAGAGCCUAGAAGCAAUGAUACUCCAAUGGCAGUGAGCACAAUUAGCACCCAGAUUUUGGUUUCUAAAUACUAUUCACCAUAAAAAAGGAACCAAGGCUGCUUGUAGAAAAACUGACUCCAGGUCUAGGACAGGGAAAUAUAAGGCAAGUCUAGAACCCCCUGUGUCAGAAAUCAAGGACAUACUCAAAGAAUAAUGAGGUCAUUUCCAAGGAACACAGGAGCUGGCUGAAAGGAACUCCUGCUGGUCACACAUGGGGCAGAUGAGGCAAUAAAAAGAAUCAUGAUGGUAAUGGGUUAUAAACACUGGAUUAACAGGUAUAUCCGUGAAUCCACAGUGAUGCUGAAAAAUAGGUAAAAGUGAGGAUGGGGAGAGGCUUUUUGCCAGUAAUAAAUGUCGAUAAAGUCAGAAAAUCACCACUUUACAACCACCAGUGUGAAUGUUUCAGAAUUAGAAUGAACGCUAAAACUAUGGGGUAAAAGGUUGUGGGAAGUAGCAUACUCACCUUUCUCACAGUGUUUUACCCCACAGAUGAUUCAUUAACUACAAAGGAGGAAAGAGACUUGUCUUAGGUAUCUAGUGUAGCUGUAACAGAAAGACCACAAGUGGGUGGCUUUAACAAACAGAAAUUUAUUUUCUCACAGUUAGGAGGCUAGAAGUUCAAAUUCAGGGUGCCGGCUCUAGGGAAAGGCUUUCUUUCCCUGUUGGCUCAGGAGGAAGGUCCUUGUCUCUUUUUAGCUUGUGUUCAUCAGGGAUCUUCAGGUGGCUGGGCAUCUGUCUUCCCUCACCUCUGCUUUUGUAUCUCAAAAGAAACAGACUGAAGACAUACCCUACACUAAUCCUGCCUCAUUAACAUAAUCAAGAAAACCCAUUCCCAGAUGGGAUUAUAACCACAGGUACCGAGAUUAGUAUUUACAACGCAUAAUUUUGGGGGACACAGUUCAAUGCAUAGCAACACUCUAACAGAGUGACUGAACUGAGCAUCAGCAGUAGUGACGAGGUGGCGUUGUGUGGCUCCAAACGGACGCACUGGGGAGCACCAGAGCAUCACCUGCAUAGUGUUUGUGCCACAAACGUGAGCUUCAGCCUCAUCAGCCCCCUCCUCCUCCAGGCGACAUCCAGUCGCUUCCCACUCACGGAGACCCCACGUGUGUCAGAGUAAAACUGUGCUCCAUAGGGUUUUCAAUAGCUGCUUUUUUGGAAGUAGGUCAUCAGGCCUUUCUUCUAAGGUGCCUCUGGCUAGACUUGAACCUCCAACUUUUCUGUUAGCCGUCAAGUGCGUUAACCAUUUGUACCACGCAGAGGCUUUUAAUCUGAUGAAGACAAACAAUGAGCGUGAUUCAGAUUGGGGGGCAGCCUGUAAGACAACAUCCUGGAUUGGGGGGCAGCCUGUAAGACAACAUCCCGGACUGGGGGGCAGCCUGUAAGACAACAUCCCAUGGGGGUCAGCCUGUAAGACAACGUCCCGGAUUGGGGGGCAGCCUGUAAGACAACAUCCCGGAUUGGGGGGCAGCCUGUAAGACAACAUCCCGGAUUGGGGGUCAGCCUGUAAGACAACAUCCCGGAUUGGGGGUCAGCCUGUAAGACAACAUCCCGGAUUGGGGGUCAGCCUGUAAGACAACAUCCCGGAUUGGGGGUCAGCCUGUAAGACAACAUCCCGGAUUGGGGGUCAGCCUGUAAGACAACAUCCCGGAUUGGGGGGCAGCCUGUAAGACAACAUCCCGGAUUGGGGGGCAGCCUGUAAGACAACAUCCCGGAUUGGGGGGCAGUCUGUAGGACAGCAUCCCGGAUUGGGGGGCAGUCUGUAAGAGACGUGGACACUAAAUGCAAUUUGUGAUUUUGAUUGGAUUCUAGAUUGAAAAAAAAAAAACAGCCAGAAGUACAUUAUUGGAAUAGUGAGGACAUUUGAUUAGGAACUGUAUUAGAUAAUAUUGUAUGAAUGUUGAAGUUCUUGGACGUAACAAUGCUGUAGUGAUUUUGUUGGAGAAUGUCCCUGUUCUUAAGAAUGCUGAAGUUUUUAGGAAUGAAGUGUCACAGUGUUUGCGGUUUACUUUAGAAAGUUUUAGCAAAACAUACACACACACACACACACACACACACGCACAUAUAAAGAGAAAGCAAAUGUGGCAAGAUGUUAAUUGGCGGCUCUCAAUGAAGGGGAUAUAGGUGUUCAUUGUACUGCUUUUUCUACGUAGGUUUCAAAUUUUUCAAAAUAAGAAAGGAAAAAGGGAAAUAUAGACAGACAGUGAAGUUUCACAGAUUAAUGUCUUUGUUCACGUUUUGAUACGUUAUCUAAGGAGAAAAUGAAUGUUGUUGUUGGUUGCCACUGGGUUGGCUCUAGCUCAUGAAAAUCCCACGGCUAAUAGCACAAACCAUUGUCCAGUCCUGCACCAUCUUCACCCUCAUUGGUAUCCUUGAGUCCGUUGUUGCAGCCACUGUGUAUUUUGAGUGACUUCCAGCCUAAGGGGCUCAUCUUCCAGCACUAUAUCAGACAAUAUCCUGUUGUGAUCCACAGGGUUUUCAUUAGGUAAUUUUCGGAAAUAGAACUCUAGGCCUUUCUUACUAGUCUGUCUUAGUCUGGAAGCUCUGCUGAAGCCUGCCCACCAUGGGAGAUCCUGCUGGUAUUUGAAAUGCCGGUGGCAUAGCUUCCGGCAUCAUAGCAACACGCAAGCCACCCCAGUACAACAAAUGGAUACCUAGUGAAAUUUCUAGCAAGCUCUUUCAAUCUAGUCUGAAAUCUCAGGAAGAUAUGUGAAGACAAAUGCAUCUUAAUGUGGGCAAGGCAUUGCCGUAGCAAACAUAAUAGGUGCCUCACCUAUAGGGUUGUAAGGCUCCAGCCACUGAAGAAAGCAACACCGAUUCCACUGUAGCCUUUUUCUUAGAAGAACUUGGACGUCGAGAAGAAGCCAAAGCAUUUUAGUCCUUGUACUAAGCUAAUGUGCUCCCUCAGCUGGAAUACUGUGUGAACUUGUCACUUAGAAUUUAGAUUUCCAUCCUGAAAGCUGGCACUCUGUGGUGAAAUUGUUUAUCUUCUCACUAGGCCUUGAGCUUCUUGAGGGCAGUAACAGUAUCUCUCUGAUUCCCAGCAAGCAGCAAAAUGAUUGGCUUUGAAUUGAAUUUCUGCAAAAGGCAACUGAGAUAACAAUGUGAACGGAGAUUUUCUGAGUUGUCACACUUUUUGUUUCCAAGGUCUUGUCAGUCUGGAAAGAUGAAAUUUGAACAGGGAUGGAGAUUUUAUCAGAUUAUGAACGGUCUAUACCAAAUCCAAGGAUAUACUUGGAUUUGUCCCCCAUAGUUUACAAUGCUCAGAUAUUUAGGAUAAAUGAAAACAAGCCACAUACUACCCAAAACCAAACCAAACCAAACCAGUCCCAGCCACCAUUGUUUGUUUGUUAAAAGCUUCUGCACACACCAUCCAAUGGUGUAUUAUUCAGCCAUAAAAAGGGAUGAAGUACCGAUGCACGCUACCACAUGGAUAAACCUUGAAAACAUUGUGCUGAGUGAAAGAAGCCAGACACGCAAGGCCACAUUUUGUAUGAUUCCGUCUAUGUGAAAUAUUCAGGAUGGGCAGAUCCAUAGAGACAGAAAGGAGAUUAGUGGUUGCCAGGCACAGGAGGGCUGAAGUUUCCACUUGGGGUGAUGAAAAAGCUCUGGAACAAGAUAGCGGUGAUGAUUGUACGACAUUGCAAAUUUACUUAACGCCAUUAAAUUGUUCACUUUAAAAUGGUUAAAACGAUACAUUUUGUUAUGUGUAUUUUACCACAAUAUUUUUAAAAAUGGAGAAAAGGCUUCCACACACAGCAUUCCUCCGUUAAAAACAAGGACCGGUUUUCAUAAAGAGUAAUUUUUCUAUGAUCCCUUGGUUCCGGGCAGCCCAGGCAAUUUGGGAAAGCUGGGGGUUUCCUGGUUUCAAGGAUUAAGAACCGCUCUCUGUAGUAUGAUAAUGGAUCACUGCAGUAAACUAGGGUAAGUUGGAGGCACAUCUAGCCUUCGAAGCUGCUGACAAGGAGAGGCGUUCCUUUUUGCAGCGUGUCCCUCUGUGUUACCGUCAGAAAACCGGCAAGGGAGGAGCACCAGGUCUGACUCAGUGUGGCCGCUCCUGUGGUCUUACUAGCGCCAGUCAGCAAGUUAGGAGCACAAGGGAAUCUGCUCACUUCCUGGCCUCCUGGUUUCUGAGUUUAUUUUCUUUUUCCCAAAAUACUUUAUUUGGAUACAUAUGAAAUCAGCCCUUAGACCUGCACAGGCUGGAAGGCUCUCCAUUGAGUGUUUGAUAAAGUUUUUUAGUUUUGUAAAGAACAGUGACCAGAUGUGAGCAGUGUUAGUGGUUUGUGGUCCUUGCUUGCUAAACUGAUUCUUUCCAUGGAACCUCUCAAAAGUUCUUAAUUUUCCAUGACACACCAGGAAGGCAGAGCACUGAGCAGUGAGGUUGAGUGGGAUGGACAGCAGACUUCUCAAAGAUGUGUGCUCCUGUGGUAAUCAAUGGUUGAGUCGAGGCGAGAGAGAUGAGGAGGAGAAAAGGAGAGGUGAGAGGAAGGACAUUUAAAAGACGAGAGAGGAAGAAAAGGAGAGAAGAGUGGGACCGAGAGGGAAAGAGAGGUGCUCAGUCAAGAAGGCCUCCGUGUCCCUGCGUGGAGUCUGCUUCCUCUGCCGUGAUUGCCUUUCUUUGUCUUAAUAGAGAAGGGACCACCAGUGACUUAUUUUUAGAAGAUUUCCUGAAUCAAUUUUAACUGUGAAGAAUAUGUAUGUAUUUGGAUUAGGCAUUGCAGACGUUCAGAUAUAUAGCAAAAAACUAGAAAAGACCCCUACGUUAAAGUAUUUCUUCUCCCCACCUCAAUGAAAUUUGGCAUAGUGGUUAAGAGCUAUGGCUGCUAACCAAAAGGUCGACAGUUCAAAUCUACCAGGUGACCCUCUGCGGGGCAGUUCUACUCUGUCAUAUAGGGUCACUGUGAGUUGGAAUCCACUUGAUGGCAGUGGGUUUGGUUUUUAUUGCUGUUAUUUGGAGAAGGAACCUUGGUGGUGCAGUGGUUAAAGAGUUUGGCUGCUAACCUAAAGGUUGGCGGUUCAAACCCACCAGUUCCUCCGAGGGAGAAAGAUGUGAGAGUCUGCUCCCGUAAAGAUAUACUGUCUGGGAAACCCUAUGGGGCAGUUCUACUCUGUCCUGUAGGGUUACUAUGAGUCGAAAUUGACUUGAUGGCAGUGGGGUUUGGUUAUUUGUAGACUCGUUUAGGCUAGGGACCACAAAUUCAAAUGCCAGUCAGGAGAAGAAAAUGAGAGCCACAGACAGCCGGGAGUGGUGGGUGCCCUGCAAACUGACUGGGUGCCUUAGGCUGAGAUCUCUAGAGAAGCAAAACCAGUGAUGCAUAUAUACAUUUAUAUCCAAAAAACCAAACUCAAUGCCAUUGAGUCAAUUCCAACUCAUAAUGACCCUAGAGGUUUUCAAGGAGUGGCUAGUGGAUUUGAACUGUGGACCUUUUGGUUAGCAGCCAAGCUCUUAACUACUGUGCCACCAGGGCUCUGUGUGUGUGUGUGAGAGAGAGAGAGAGAAAUGGUUAACUCAGUUGUAGAGGCUGGCAAGUCAUGAAUCUGUGGGUCACGUGUCAGGCUGGAAGCUUCUGACUCAUGUAGCUGCAGGGACUGAUGAACCCAAGAUUGGCAGGUCAGACGGCAGGCUGCUGGCUCACAGGCUGUGGAGGCUGAUGAAUCCUGAGAUCGGCAGGCAUUGCAGCAGGCUGCUGGCUCAAGUCCCAACAACCGGAGGUCAAAUGAUGAUAAACAGGAUGCAGGAACCAGAGCAAGCACGCGAGCUUUACCAGAAUGUCCAUGUAUACAUAUAUUGGAUGCAGGACACACCCUCAGGGAAACUCCCCAUACAACUGAUUGGCUGAUCAUAUCAUGGAAGAUGACUGUAUCAUUAUAUAACUGCAAAUUACAUCAUUACAUAACUGCCAAACUACUGAGAAUCAGAAUCAUGGCACAAACAAGUUAACACACAAUCUUAACCAUCAUACCAGGUGCUAUAGAUUGAAUUGUACCCCUGAAAAAUGUGUGUCAACUGGGCUAGGCCAUGAUUCCCAGUAUUGUGUGGUUGUCCUCCGUUUUGUGAUCCUGAUGUAAUUAUCCUAUAUGUUGUAUAUGAUAUAAAAGAGGCAAGAUUAGAGGCAGUUACGUUAAAGAGGCCGGACAUAAUCUCCACAAUCUUUAUAGGAUUAGGUUGUAUUCUGAGUCAGUCUCUUUUGAGAUAUAAAAAAAAGAUGCAAACAGGGAGGAGAGUGACCUCAUUACCACCAAGCAAGCAGAGCCAAGAGCAGAGGGUGUCCUUUGGACCCAUGGUCCUUGUGCUGAGAAGCUUCUAGACCAUGGGAAGAUUGAUGACAAGGACCUUCUCCCAGAGCCAACAGGGAAAGCCUUGCCCUGGAGCUGGCGCCCUGAAUUCAGACUUCUAUCCUCCUAAACUGUGAGAGAAUAAAUUUCUCUUUGUUAAAGUCAUCCACUAGAUAACUAAGACAUCAGGUAUAUGACAGUCGGGAGUGGUGAGUACCCUGUGAGCUGGAGAGCUCCUGCCCAUCUAGAGAUGGGGGCUUGCUGUCCACCCCCAUUGAUUGUUGCUGCUUGAAACUGGGGGUCCAGGGCAACUAGAUCUGGUGCCCUUUUUUUUUUUUUAAGAAAGAGAGAAACCUGGGUUUAUGUGAAAUUUGCCAAUUUUUACAACACUGCCCAGCUCAAAACAUACCUACAAAUCAGACUUGGCCCCUUGGCUGCCAAGUAAUGAUCCAUGGUGUAAGUCAACAAAUUACUAACACAGGUGAAAAGGUUGAGUUUGGCGUUGCGUAGAGGGAGGUCAUAGAGCUUGUUAUUCAUUUUAGAGCAUUUUUUUUAAUUGCCAGGAAAUCAUCCAUGUUAGGGGAAUUGGUUUAUUAGUGGGAAAAUGAUUUUAUAAUUUUAUAAUUUGUGGGGAUGAGGGGAGACAGGCUAGAUGAGGUGGCACUGUGAAUCUUAUAGGCUGGGGACAGCUGGGAUAGCCGGGUACCUGGGAGCUGGGCAGAGUAGCACUAGGGGUUGGGAAGCGAGCACAGAAAGAAAGAAGUUUAGUAUCAAAGGCAGGCUGCCCUGGCCUCAGCAUUGUACCUGGAACUUCCACAGUCUUGGAAAGUAGUCUGGGUAGUAAACCUUCCAAAGCUCCCACUCUCUUCACCCCUCCAUGCCCAAGUCAAAUGGGACACCUUAAGAGGUGACACCUACAAGGAACAUACCAUGGACUACCAAAAGAACAAACAAAUCUGUCUUGGAAGAUAUACAGGCAGAAUGCUCCUUCAAAGCAAGGAUGGUGAGACUACAUCUCACAUACUUUGGACGUGUUAUCAGGAGGGACCAGUCCCUGGAGGAGGACAUCAUGCUUGAUAAAGUAGAGGGUCAGCGACAAAGAGGAAUUGACACAGUGGCUGCAACAAUGGACUGAAACACAACAAUUGUGAGGCUGGUGCAGUACCGGGCAGUGUUUCAUUCUGUGGCACAUAGGGUCGCUAGGAGUCGGAACCGACUUAACGGCACCUGACGAUGACAACAACAAGGAAGUGCAGGGAAGGCUUCUGUCCCUGUGCAGCACAAACCCUGGGACACGAGCAAGGUAGAUUCACUUUGUAACUUAAAUUGCUGUGCCAUGAGUCAGUUCAUAUGUACUCAUUGUUUGUUGCUCAUGUAACAUGUUUCUCUCCUUUAAAAAAGGUUAAAGGCACAGGAUGAAAAUUAACCUUUAUUUUUUAAUAGUUACAGUUGAUUAACCUGAUUUUUUACAAAAGAACCCAAACCAAGACGAUGGAAGGCAUGGAAGCGCGGAACCCAGAGAGCGUGAAGAGGGAGCGAGGGUGGCAGGUUGAGUCUGAACAGGAGCAGCCCGUGAGAAAUCUGGAAGCAGCCGUUGCCAGUGAGCAUACUUAUCUGUUCCCAGUUGGGAAUUCCACUCCACCUCCCCACCCUUGGUCUGACAUCCAUCUCCACUGCUGCUGCCACCCCUGAUCCGAUGGCAGGAUUUAUAGCUUGGUUCUGUAAAAGUGAAAGGGCCUGGCAAGGGGGUGCAUGGGAACCAGUUGGGAAUUGAUAAAUGAAGGCCUCUUUAGGGCCCAGGACUAUUUUGGCAUCUUCCACUUUUGGGUUCUUUGUAUGAGAGGCUUUGAGAAGCAGAAAUAUGGCUAAAAGUAUGUUGUGUUUUAAGAGAGAAAACAGUUACAGUGAUCAUUUCGGCUGUUUAAAUAGACCUAGCUCUGUCAUGGCUUCAUUGUGACUCUGCCCCUCACAGUAGAGACAAUAGUUGCAAUGACCCCCUUUCACCAACUUUUACUGUCCCUGGGUAAACUGAGCCCCAUCCAUCAUUCCAAAGGCUAAGUAAAAACUUGGAGUUGUUGGGAGUAUCCAGGGUAACAGUUUGGUUUGGUUUCUACAGCUACUUAUUGAAGAAUUAAAUCUCUGCUGUUUCUUGAGACGGCGUAGAAAUGUUUCUGGGUUUUGUGGUGCGUUUCGUCUUCAGCGUCCGCUCUUCUUUCUCAGGAGUCCGCACAGUUCAGUGCAGACCUGUGGUCACACCUGUCAUUUGAGUGUGUUCUGGGCCCACACACCCUCCUCUCGAUCAUCCUGUCAUUUUCUGGCACUCGACAUGUGUGAAACCAAAUUCAUCAUCUAACCCCUCACCCACUACCAUAAACACACACGCACACGCUCACACCUGUACACGUGUGAAGCCAAAGCAAAGGGCUAGUCUCGCUCCAGUAUUUGUGUUUCGCGCCAAUGUUCUGCCAGUGGCUCGAGCCCGGACCUUUUCUUUCACAUUUGAUUCCUUCCUCCUCAUCUUCCUUCAUUACUGCUCACUGGGCAUACGUAGCAGUUCUCAGCCACUCGGGUCUCUCCCUUCUGCAUCCUCAGUGUCACCACUCUCAGUCGGCCAUGAGGGCUACAGCUGUAGCUUCCUGCAUAGGCUCCUCUAUCUCCCUGUCUGCCCUCGCUUCUCUUCUGUGCACCUUAGAUACAGCUACCACCUUGACCAUCCUGACCACUGCUCUUCUUCUGCCAGGCACCUCACAGUGAACCUUCCAGAGUGCCUGCCUGCCCCAGAACACAGCCCACACUGCACACUCUUCUGCCCUGGAUCUGAGGCCUUCACAGUCUCUCCACCUGCGGUCUUGUCCGCCACCUUGAUCCUGUGCCCCUAUGGAAACCUUCCGCUCGUGCCUGUGCCCCUGUGGAAGCUUGCCAUUCAGCCAGACCACUUCGUUUCCACUCCUCCAAACAUGGUGUCGUUAGCAGCUGUCGAGGCAGCCCUCGAUUCAUGGCUACCCCACACACAAUCUGACAAAAUGCUGCCCAGUCUAUCCCUGUGAUGGGUUGCUGAUCACACAGUUGUGAUCCAUAGGGUUUUCAUUGGCUGGUUUUUGGAACUAGAUCAACAGGCUUUUCUUCCGUGUCCACCUUAGUCUGGAAGCUCCGCGGAAGCCUAUUCAGCGUCAGAGCAACACGCAAGCUUCCACGGACAGACCGGUGGUGGUUGUGCUUGAGGUGCAUCGGCUGGGAACUGGACCCAGGUCUCCUGAAUGGAAGGCAGGAAUCCUACCAGUGAGCCACCAAUCUCUGCCCGCCUCUGCGAGCAUAGUUUGUGCUUUUCUGCUUAUCAGCAUUUGCCCACACUGGCGUCCUCGCUGCUUCAAAUCUUCUUCAGCAUCACUUAAGAGUUGUGUCUUGUUGUAGCUAAUACUCUAUUUUCUCUCUGUGCUGAUAUGUUUUUACUCUUCGGUUUAUUAAAAAUGUUUGGACAUGAAUGUCUUUGGGAAAGGAACCGUGCUUUCCUCUGUGUUCACCACAGGGCAUCAGAUGCCUGCAGAAGUGGGGCAGGGACAGGAACAGGUACACUUUGGAGUGGAGAGGCGUUGGACUAGAGACCCCAUGCCCUUUCACAAGGCGUGAGCCACAGGUGACUGUUGCCAGGUAGCCAUGUGGGCCCGAUAGUGCUGUCUCUUCUGAUUUUUCAAGGAAAUCCAGAAAUCUGAAUUUCCACGUGAAAUUGCUUAAUUUAAAAUUUUUGGCAGCAUACUCUUAAGGUGGUACAACCAGAGGAACCCAGUCUCUUACAGUUACGACUUAGAGACGAUUCCACAUGCAGCGUGGCCGUUAAAUGUUAAUAUGCUCAGUGUACAAAUCAAAAUAAGGAGAAGAGCAGUUCCCCUUUUUGGAAUGGGUUUGGGAUCUGUAAAAGUAGAUUUUUCUGGAAAAUCGGGAAUCGAAUAUUGAUACUAUGGAUUUGGGAUUUAAAGGAUAGGAGAAAAACACGCCAGUGUUUAUCACUUUUACGUUUUUACGGUUGAGUUUAGUAAUAAAAGUCUCCGUUAAUUCAUAUAACCAGAUGUCUUUAAUAAUCUUUUUGUUAUUUUCAUUUUACAAAAAUUCAGUGCAAUGAAUUUUUAAAUGGAAUUUCACCAGAUUGAGAUUUGGG